Choloepus didactylus (southern two-toed sloth) is the source of this 3786-nucleotide messenger RNA. RefSeq names its product mitochondrial antiviral signaling protein (gene MAVS). The record is from RefSeq and is a predicted model, not a curated record. NCBI's taxonomy places the organism in Eukaryota, Metazoa, Chordata, Mammalia, Pilosa, Megalonychidae. The transcript has 8 exons. The coding region runs from base 955 to 2577 and encodes 540 amino acids.
CCUAUAACUGAAACAAUGGACGUGCAACAAUUCCCGGCCUCUGCCCUAGAGGUGAAAGGUGAUGAGCGUGGAAGGGACCCACCUGGCCCUUUACCCUUGGGCGGAAGAGGAUUUCCCACCAAGUGCCAUGCCCACCGGCCAGGCUGCCCCCUGCCUCCCACCUUGAUCUUACUUCCUCCCGCCCAGCGUGUGCAGUUGCCUGGUUGGGCACACACCCCUGUGAUACUUGAGUGUCAUCUGAACAUUUAUUGAGCACCAAGUGUGUGCCAGGACUGGGGGGCUCAGGAGCAAACGACAUAAAGUCCUUUACCCCUCGGAGCACUGGGCGGGAGGAGGAGGCGCUUCACCUACGAAGUGUGGGCACGCAAUUCCAAACGAUCCAAAGACUCCGAGGCCGGCCACCCGCCUGCUUUCUGGCGGGACCGCGAACUUCCCCUGGAAGUUGUUCAGAGGGACAAGGGAAGAAAAUAACUUGCCCCACUGGCAGGAACCUAGGUCCACCACGACUCGGGAGCGUCCUGGAACCCCCAGCCCGAGCCAAGUCCCCGCCCCCUCCCACAGCCUCCCACGCGGGCCCGCGAAGCCCCGCCUCUCGCUGUCCGGCCAAUGGGCGCGUUGCCCCGUGUCCAUCUCGGCUCCCCUCCGCCCCGCCCAGGAGGGUUCGGGGCUGGAGGCCGUUGCAGGUCGCGGGUCGCGGCAAUCUGAGGGGUGAGGAAAAGUCUGGAAAAGCCUGGUCACGUACCCCGGGUCACACAGUGAAUUUGGGACAGGGGAACGUGAUCUUCCACCGUAUGCCAAGCAAGCUUUCAUGGUGGGCCUGCAGUCUCUUGCUGGGAAGAACCUGAUCCUGGAGCCUGAAGAUCUCAGUUCUUUGCCCUUCAACUAACCAUCCACCCACCCUUCCCGGUGGCAAAGCCCCCGCCACCUCUCUCUCUCUUCAGCACCUGAGCAGCGAUGACGUUUGCCGAGGACAAGACCUAUAAGUAUAUCCGCGACCAUCACGGCAACUUUUGCCAUAUUGAUGUUCUGGAGAUUCUACCUUACUUGUCCUGCCUUACAGCAAAUGACCAGGAUCGUCUGCGGGCCUCCUACACACGCCUGGGCAACCGGGACACGCUAUGGGAGCUCUUCAACAGCCUUCGACGGCGCAGUGGCUGGGUGGACUCCCUCAUCAGGGCACUGAGGGACUGCGAGCUGGCCAGUCUCGCCGACGAAGUAGCCACUGUCUACCAGAGCAACCUGCCCCGGGUCGCAAACCGUCCUCCAGGGGUCUCAAACCAUCCUCCAUCCCCACCAGAGCCGCCGUCCGACCUUGCUGAGGUUCCAGGGCCCUCCACACCCUCCACGGCCCCCAGCACUCCCUACAAUGGCUGCAGAGAGGAAGAGCCAAGUUACCCCAUGCCUGUCCAAGACACCUGGCCACCAGAGUCCCUGGGAAAGAGCUCAGAACAGGCCCUGCAGACCCACAGCUCUGGGGCUGGACUGCCCUCUCCCCACAGUCCCUCCUCUGACCUGGCAGCCCUCAGCCCUGAGCCCUCCAGCAAGCAUCAGGAGCAAGACACAGACCCGGGCAGUACCCACGCAACAGGCAUGGUCUCCAGUCUUCCAUCACCGUCACCCCGUGGGCCUGUGUCUCCAUCUGUCUCCUUCCAGCCUCUGGCCCGCUCCACCCCCAGGGCAAGCCGCUUGCCUGGACCUCCAGGGUCCACUCCAUCCACUGGCACCUCCUCCUCCACUCCUGCCAGCUUGGCUUCUGCCAGCUUGGCUCCUGCAGAGGGUGCUGGUGACCAGGCCGAGGCUACCCUCUACCCCAGUGAGGCAGGGGCUCUCGCCAGCUCUGUGACCGCCAGCCUGGCACCCUCCAAGGUGCCCACCAGCUUGAUGCCUGGGAACACAGCACCCUCCAGAUUGCCUGUCAACUCAGCAUUGGCCAGCACAGUGCCCUCCAGGGUGCCCGCCAGCUCGAAGCCCCCUGGUACAAAGCCCUCUAAUGUGCCCACUAGCCCAGCACCGUCCAGGUUGCCCACCCACUCGCGUGCUGGCACGGUGCCAUUCAGAGUGCCCACUGGCGUGGGGUCUGACCACAGGAUGACCACCGGCGUGGGGCCCAACGCAGGGCUCGCCAACACGGUGCCCACUGGCAGGAGCAGCAGCAGAUUGGAGGAGGAGACCCCAGCUGCUCCAGCACCUGCAGGCGCCAGAGGCAGGUCGGAGAUCUGUACCUCUGGGCUGGGGUCAGAGCUGAGCAAGCCUGGAGUGCUGGUGUCUCGGAUGGACAGCCAGCCAUUAUCAGUCUGCUCUGAGGACCUUGCCAUCAGCCGCAGCAACUCCCUGGACGUGGGGCCCAACAACGCCCCUGAGGUGCCCCCAGGCACCUUUGGGAACCACAUGGCUGAGACCCCCAGUGCCGACCUCCUGGGGGACAACCCCCGGCCGGGCCCCACCAUGCAGAUCGCAGAGGAGGAGGUGCCAUGCAGCAGGACUACCUUCCUCCCUGCGUGGCUCGGGGUGGCGGUGGCCGGGGCAUUUCUAGCCACUGCCCUGACUGUGCUGUACCGGCGGCACCAGCUCCAGUGAAGCCCCUCGGGCCCUCCACCCCAUAUUUGCUCCCUCUGCAGCCAUGCCCCCAGCCCUCCCUCUUGUCACUUUCACGGGGCUGGCAGGGGCUAGGUCUGAGGGGAAGACAGGCCAUUUGCCUGUACCCAGGACCGUGGGCGUGGUGGGAAGCAGUGCAGGUGCUGGACCGAGUCCUGGGAGGCAGCAUAUGGGUCCCAGCUCAUGCCCUUUGCAAGUCUCUUACCAUCUCAGCUUUCUGGGCCCUGGGCUGCCUUGUGGACUCCAGAGCUUGCCCGCCCAGCAAUCUGGAUCCUGCCCCCUGUCAUUCAGAGGAAGUACCCCUUCCAGGCCUUAUCCCUGGAGAGUCAGGAGGUGCUGUUGAAGAGUGCAUGGGGGUUAGCAGUUCCUCCCUCAUCCUGCCCAGAGCUGGCAGAUGGGAGGCCUGAGGGCAGUUGUGUCCACUGGGGAACACCACAGGACCUCGCCCCCACCCCCAGCAGCCUGAGGCUGUAAUAUUGGAGUGGGCAGGAGGCACAGGGCAACCCGUUUCCAAGGACCAGGUUGCUUUGGUCUCGGACAUGUGCCUCCUGUUUCCCUCCCCCACCAGGUGACUCGGGGGGGUCCAGGAGGUACCUUAGAUAGAGGGGAACUUGAGGCAGAUGCCAGGUCUGAGGACCACCUCCCGGAGCUGGCUCCAGCCCUCAACUCCAUCUCCAGGUUCUUCUCCCCCUCCUUCUCCUUGGGCCUUCUCCUGGUUUCCAUCCUCCUCUCCAGCUGCCUGCACGGCUGGGGAAGGAGUGCCUGCCCUGGGACAGAGCUCAGGCAGAGGUUUGGAUUUCAGCUCCACACCUUCCUGGGCUCUGCAUCCUCAGCCAGUCAUCCCACUUCUCUUAUCCCAAUGGGGUCAGUGAGUGUCAUGGCUCUUCCUUCACUGGGUUCUUCUGAGUUUGACACAUACACACGCUUGCCAAGUGCCUGACCCAAAGAGGAUGCCACUAAGUGGUUGUCCCACCUCCCUUGCUCAACCUGGUAGAGAUGAGGGCAUGAAAGGCAGGGAGCCAGAGGACAAGGCCUGAACCCCGCUCUGCUUCUCACCAGCUCUGUGAUCUUGGGAAAGGUAUUAACCUCUCUGUGCCUCAGUUUUCUCACCUGCAAAAUGGAGCUGCAUACUAGUGUGUGUAUCUAUCCUUCUCAUCACAUUGUGGGGAUUAAAUGAGUUUUCUGUAUGAA